This is a messenger RNA of Pristis pectinata (smalltooth sawfish), 3509 nucleotides long. Its product is annotated as radiation-inducible immediate-early gene IEX-1-like. Bases 55 to 588 code for a protein of 177 amino acids. Lineage: Eukaryota; Metazoa; Chordata; Chondrichthyes; Rhinopristiformes; Pristidae. The transcript has 2 exons. The record is from RefSeq and is a predicted model, not a curated record. Gene Ontology annotation, biological process: negative regulation of apoptotic process; DNA damage response. Gene Ontology annotation, cellular component: nucleus.
UCUUAAAUCAUUUGCAGAACUUACGAAUAGUUUUGGAAACGUAGAGACCUCAUAAUGUGUAUGGCCAGACAGUUCACGAGCUGCGAUGCGGAGCGGCCGAAAAUGCUCCCCGUCCCCUCCACCAGGGACCAGCCCCUGAUCUUCAACUUCGAGCCCAUCACCGAGAGGAAACCCAAGGUCGCAGGCAAGAAGCGCAGGCGACGUGUGCUCUACCCCGAUCACCGGGUCAGGAAGCUUCCCGUUCAGACUGACGUGGCCAAGAGGCUAUUUCUCGCUUUCCUCUCCAUUGUCAUCCUCCAGGUGUACUAUGCGACCGAGGACGAGGCCAGCCUCAACCCAGUGGAGGCGAACAGGCCCGUGACCUGCCUUGGUCUGGUGCCAACCUCCUCCCGACUGUGCCUACUGGGACUGACGCGCACUGCAUCCUCGAACUUGUGGAGAAAGAUCUGUGGCAGUCUCUCAGUACCCUGCGAUGCCCUGUCAAAGAUUCCCAGCUGGGUGGGUGAAAUGGAGACCAGUCCAUGUAUAACAUCAGCCCGAGCCCUGGAACUUGCUUACCCUUGCCCAGCCACGAUGGUGUACAUGUAACAUGUGUGUCAAUUUGUUUGAGGUUGAAUCAUUAGUUGUUGAUCAAUAUACGGUGCAAUUCUGAUAUUCCACUAUCCGAUCAUUCGGAUAUCCCUAUGCUUUAGCACCAGACUCACCAGGUGCUCCUUCCCAACUCACUGGGGCCCAGGUUCCCAACCUCGCUUCCCACCCCGGAGUCUCUGGUUCCUGUGGAACAGGCUGCCAGGGGUGGUGGUGGAAGCAGAUGGCAGCUUUUAGACAGGUACAUGGAUGUCAGGGAAUGGAAGGACAUGGACCAUGCGCAAGCAGAAGAGAUUUAGUUUAAUUUGGCAUCGUGUUCAGCACAGACACGGUGAAGGCCCUGUGUUCCUGUGCUGUACUGUUCUAUGUUCUAUCUACGUUCUACAUAGAACAGUACAGCACAGGAACAGGCCCUUCGGCCCACGAUGUUGUGCCGAACUAAUUAAACUAGUAAUUAAAUACCUAACUAAAUGAAUCCUUUCAGCCUACACAGUGUCCAUAUCCCUCUGUUCUCUGCACAUCCAUGUGCCUAUCUAAGAGCCACUUAAACACCUCUGUUGUAUCUGUCUCCAGCACCACCCCUGGCAGCGCAUUCCAGGCACCCACCACUCUGUGUAAAAAAAAACUUGCCCCACACAUCUCCUUUGAACUUACCCCCUCUCACCUUAAAUGUAGUCCCAUCUAGUAUUAGACAUUUCAACCCUGGGAAAAAGAUACUGGCUGUCUACUCUAUCUAUGCCUCUCAUAAUCUUAUAAACCUCUAUCAGGUCUCCCCUCAGCCUCCGACGCUCCAGAGAAAACAACCCAAGUUUGUCCAACCUCUCCUUAUAGCACCUGCCCUCUAAUCCAGGCAGCACCCUGGUGAACCUCUUCUGCACCCUCUCCAAAGCCUCCACAUCCUUCCCAUAAUGGGGUGACCAGAACUGGAUGCAGUACUCCGGAUGCAGUCUAACUAGUGUUUUAUAAAGCAGUUGUAUUCUCCUUCUUCACUUGCUGAAGCCCCAGAAUCCCAUGUUCCCUUCUGAUUCACUGGAGCCCUGUUCCCCCCUGUUUUCCUUAAACCGACCAGGGCCCUGCUUCUCAUCCCUCUUUUUCACCCAUCGGGGCCGUGAUUCCCGCACCCUCUUCCUACUCACGGUCUUCCCGUUUCCCACACUCUCUUCCAAUAUGUGAGGGUCCGGUUUCCUAUGCUCCCUCUAAGUUUUCCUUAAAUUUAUUCUAUAACAGUGUCACAUCUGAAAAAACAGUGAGUUAAAAAAUGUGUUUGAUGUCAACGGCAUCCAAGAGUCCGGAAAAUCUGCCAGUCCAGCACCUCCAAAUUCCCGAGCAUGCCAGAUUUUUGGAGUUUUACUCCAGAUUGGCUGUUUGUUCUCGGGAGUUUAUGCUGGAUGUUGGUAGUGCUCAGAGUUUCACUUGAGGCAGUGUUGUGGAUAUACCUUGCUUUGUCUCAGAAGGACACCGGGCACUGACUCUUACUUACAAUGUGUUGGCAAACAUCUUCACUCCCUGACCCCAGUCCCUUGAAGACCACCUGUUGCAAAAACCCAACACCUCUACCGGCUGGAAGGACAGAGCAGCAAAGCAUGGUGAACACCACUGGGAAGUCGCCCUCCAAGUCAUGCACCAUCCCGACCUGGGAAUAGAUCACCGUUCUUUCACCGUCGCUGGGUCAGAAUCCUGGAACUCCCUCCCUGACAGCAGUGUGGGUUGAUCCACACCUCAAGGACUGCAGUGGUUCAAGAAGGCAGCUCACCACCACCUUCUCCAGGACAACUAGGAGUGGGCAACUAGAUGCUGGCUCAGCCUGCGAAGCCCACAUCCCAUGAACGAACUAAAGAAAAGAACUUGGGGCUCGUCUCUGAAACUGGAAUCCCAUCUAAGCUUAAACUUCUUCCAGGUUUGGGCUUUCAUGAAUUCCAUAAUGGUAAAACAAAAAGCUGACUAAACUGUAGGUGCUGCCUACCAGAAUUAAGGAUAGAACAUACUGACAAAACUAAGCCACCUCUUGACCUGUAUGUGGGAUGUAUACAUGGGCAUUUGGAGGUUAGCAUGGACAUGAUGGGCUGAAAGGCCCAUUUCUGCGCUACAUGAUUUUAUGAAGUACUGACUCCCUUUCUCUUUCCACAUGUGUUCUGCCUGACCCAUCGCGUCAUCCAAGCAUACAGCACAAACAGGCCCUUCGGCCCACUGAGUCCGUUUUAUCAAUUAAACCUACAUUAAUCUCAUUCUCCCCACAUUCUCAGGGAACACCCCCCCCCCCCCCGCCUCCUCAAAUUCUACCACUCACCCACACACACUAGGAGCGAUUUACAGUGGACAAUUAACCCAGUGACCUGCACAUCUUUGGGAUGUGGGGGGAAACCCACGCGGUCACAGGGAGAACGGGCAAACUCCAUACACAGCGCCCGAGGUCGGGAUCGAACCCAGGUCUCCGGAGCUGUGAGACAGUGGUUCUACCCGCUGCGCCACCGUGCUACCCUGAGUUUAAAAACACUGAAAAUAGGAAUAGGCCAUUUGGCCCCGACAACAUUCCUGGCCUAUCAUUCACUUCAGAUCCUGUUCCAUCCUGUUCCUUGAGGACUUUUGUGCUAUAAAAAUAUAUCUACCAGUGCUUUCUGCUUUUACUUCAGUGCAUUCAAUGUGUGUUAUAUUAGUUAAUUGUUAAGUUAUGGGACCUUGCUAAAUAUGUUCAUCGGUUUAAUUAUGUUUUUAUUAUUUAAAUAUACUUAAUUUAUUUAUUAACUUAUUUAAAAUGUUUAGCCUUGUGUGUGUAAGGCCUGUUAAACCCUGACUUGUGCAGUAAGAUAGUUACUGAGUUUUGACUUCACCAGUUAGGUGAGGAAGUUAAAUGUGCCUUUGUAACAGAGAAUGUGAAUAGUUUGGUCACAUGUACAAUUGUUCAAUGAACAGAUUCACUGCAA